Hordeum vulgare subsp. vulgare (domesticated barley) is the source of this 1254-nucleotide messenger RNA. RefSeq lists its product as uncharacterized. NCBI's taxonomy places the organism in Eukaryota, Viridiplantae, Streptophyta, Magnoliopsida, Poales, Poaceae. The coding region runs from base 95 to 904 and encodes 269 amino acids. The record is from RefSeq and is a predicted model, not a curated record. The transcript is spliced from 4 exons.
CCAAUCCUCCGCCUCCUCCCCUGCUCUCGCCAUCGCCCGCACGCCCGCAGAACCCUGCCCAAUCCCUCGCUCGCUCGCUCGCUCGCCGAGAUCCAUGGCGGCCGCGGCGGCGGGGGGCGUGCCGGCGCGGGAGGAGGAGGGGUUCGGCGAGCGAGAGCUCGAGGUGGCCGCCAUUCUCGCCGACCUGCCGUCCAUCGUGCGGGCCUGCAACCGCCGGCGCCGGCAGCAGCAGAAGCAGGACGCGCGGCCGGAGAUCCCCUCGUGGGGCCGGCGCCGGCCGCGGAGGGCCCCCGCGGCCCCGCCGGCCGAGAAGCCGCCCGCCGCGGCGGCCGAUGAUGACGGCGGCAGGAGCGAGGGCGUCGCCAGCCCGGACACCCCGCUCGCCUUCCCCGAGGACGGCGAGCACGACGAGGCCACCGAGGCCGCCGCCGCGGAGGACGCCGCCGCCAAGGCCUGCGCGCAGGACAAGUGGGCGCGGGAGCAGCGCGGCGUGGUGGCGAGCUUGUCCCACGACAACGCCCAUCUCCUAAAGCAAAUCGAGGACUUCAGGGCCCGGCUGCAGACCUCGCGGAGCACCAACGACAGCCUCAAGCAGAUUCACCAGAGCAAGCACAAGAAGCGUCACCGGCCGGAGGAGGAGGAGGAGGAGCGGCGGAGAUGGAGGCCGCAGUCGCGCGCCGCCGACCGGCCGGCGCUGGACCUCAACGAGCCGGCGGAGGCCGACGCCGAGGACAGCAGGCCGCCGCAAACUGCCGCCGCUCCGGCGGCGGCGCAGUGGGUCCACCGAGGGCCUCACCAGCAGCAGCAGCAGCUGAUGCAGAUGCAGCACAAGGCGGCGCGGCGGCGGCGGCAGGAGAUCCGGCGGGCCAAGGCCGCGGCGGGCAGGACGCGGCGGCAAAGAUAAGGAUAGGGCGCGGCGGCGCGGGGCGGGGCGGGGGCCACAGCGAUGGCCAGCGCAAAGCCGAGAUUUUUUUUCGGUUGAGGCGUGCUGGCAGGCAGCGCUGCCCCCGUGCUGGAUCGAGAGCCCGGCGCCAUUUUGGCCGGAUUGGAAUUUUGCGAGGUGGGAUUUUCCAUGGACGAGCUCAGCUGCGCCAGUGGUAGGAUACUAGGAGUAUGGUGGUAGAACUCCAGUGAAGCUAAGUUGUAUCAUCUGUUGGCAAUUAGCCAACAUUGUUUUUUAAAUUAAACAAUAAACAAUAAUAGUAGUAUAUUAUAUUACAUUCAUGAAUACCAUUAUGUAUUCAUCAUGGCGUA